UUUUGCCAACGCAAGCCUAAUUACGCGUAUUGACAGAAGGUACGUGAAUUGUUUGCUUGCUUGCUUGCUUGCCUCCUCGCCUACCUGCCCAAUGAAUCACCAACUUGCUGGGUCAUCCAAGGAUGAUGCCAAGUCGGCUCAGAACCGAGUGUUCGGCGUUGCAACAUGUAGACAAUACACGAUGGAUACCUCCACCCUCGAUUCUGCGUGAUACUCUAGUUUUGAUCCACGACCCACCAAAGCCUGCAGACACUCGAUUGCUCUUGCAUUGUGCGAGUGGCUCAAAGGUGGACGGCGACCGAGGACGGAGAAACACUCCAGCAUACACCCUAGACGUCCAGUGUGGGAGAAUAUGCAGUCCAGUGACACAUUUAACCUUGGAGAGCGGGGAGAGCUCGAGCGUCACCCCAAGGGUUGCAUUUACGAUACAAAUAUGGAGACGGGAAGACAGUAAGAAUUGCACGGCUACGAUUUCUUACGCUAUAGUUCAUCUUCAUGUGUUAGUGGAGGACCGGCGGUCGGCGACAGGCAUGGAUGAUGGUGGGUGUGCCCGGCGCCACUGUUGUGUGGCUUGGAUGAAGCGGGGCGGUGAGUUCGGGAGCAGUGCAGCGGAGAGGAGAGAAGGCCCCCAAGCGCAGCAGACUGGACACGAUGACCACAGCGGGGGGUUUUUCGCCGCGCACCGAGACUUCAGCGACCAGAGCGCAUAUUGCAAAGCUCCAUCUGGCGGCCUGUGAGGGAAGCAGAAGCAGAAACAUGGGAGCGGCGGGGCGGGACGGGACUGGCUGCUAGCCACUGGCUGCUGGUGUCUUUUGUUGUCUGCCCCAGUGGUCUUGUUCUAGGCUUAGGCGGUGCAUGUGUCGGCAGCUGGCCCGUGACAGAAAG
Lindgomyces ingoldianus is the source of this 885-nucleotide messenger RNA. RefSeq lists its product as uncharacterized. Lineage: Eukaryota; Fungi; Ascomycota; Dothideomycetes; Pleosporales; Lindgomycetaceae. The record is from RefSeq and is a predicted model, not a curated record. The transcript has a single exon. The coding region runs from base 123 to 737 and encodes 204 amino acids.